UUCAGGAUCUUCAGGUGCAGCCCCCAAAGACAAUGAAGAACGUGUGUUCCGGGAGCGUAUGCGCCCUAGGAAGCGCCAGGGCGCCGUGCGACGCAGAGUGCACCAGGUUAAUGGACACAAGUUCAUGGCCACCUACCUUAGACAACCAACAUAUUGUUCACACUGCAGAGAUUUUAUAUGGGGUGUAAUAGGCAAACAGGGAUACCAAUGUCAAGUUUGCACUUGUGUAGUCCACAAGAGAUGCCAUGAACUUAUAAUAACGAAAUGUGCUGGCUUAAAAAAACAGGAAACUCACGACGAGCAAGUGGGAUCCCAGCGUUUUAGUGUCAACAUGCCUCACAAGUUCAGCAUUCACAAUUACAAAGUGCCCACCUUCUGUGACCACUGUGGUUCGUUGCUCUGGGGUCUUUUGAGACAAGGUUUACAAUGCAAAGUUUGCAAGAUGAAUGUACAUCGACGCUGUGAAACAAAUGUGGCGCCAAACUGCGGAGUGGAUGCUAGGGGCAUAGCUAAAGUUCUUGCAGAUCUUGGAGUCACUCCGGAUAAAAUUACUAAUAGUGGGCAGAGAAGGAAAAAG
Molecule: messenger RNA, 577 nt
Organism: Tinamus guttatus (white-throated tinamou)
Lineage: Eukaryota; Metazoa; Chordata; Aves; Tinamiformes; Tinamidae
Source: RefSeq, a predicted model, not a curated record